This is a messenger RNA of Oncorhynchus mykiss (rainbow trout), 1717 nucleotides long. The record is from RefSeq and is a predicted model, not a curated record. Lineage: Eukaryota; Metazoa; Chordata; Actinopteri; Salmoniformes; Salmonidae.
GGAACGCUGAACGCCGUCCUCAAGUCAGAGACAGACAUGGAGACUUUAACUGUAACACAAAGGCUCUUACACACAGGAUCUGAUAACAGGUCAGAUCCAGAGAGACUGGGGCAGGAAAGGCUGGGCUGUCCUACUGCUCCCGGCUCAGAGUAUUUACUUUACCGUAUUCCGAGUUUGAGGAAGGUUAAUUCCUAUCGGGACAGAUGACUCGUUAGAGACUGGCAAUGAUCUGUCUUCUUCUUACCCUACAGAGAUGGGUUUAGAGAGACAAACUGAUCUGUCUAGAGGGGACUGGAACCGGUACAGUAGUAGUGUACACUCUGAAGGUUGCCUAGAUAAGCAAGGGGAGGUUAUAGAUGAGGUGACUGUGAAAGUGGAGGGCGAUGCUCCUCUGACAUGGAAUGUAGACAAGACUCACUUAGGAGAACAACACUCACAAGGCAGAUAUUUCUUAGAUUACAGGGAAAGCUUAGAGACAAAUCCAAAUGUCGUGACCCACUCCCCUUUACAGGCGGUCAGAAAUCGCAACACAGUGUCCAUGUCGAUGAGGCAUUCCGAUUCACACAGCGGUGUCCUUUUCGAUCAGGUAUUGAACUCAAUCGACAGUGCUAGAGCCCAGGUUCAGGGAGGGGGAGCCACAUCAGGCAAUAGUAAAGAGAAACAGUUCCUCUGCAUGUUCUGUAACAAAGGCUUCAGCUGCCCCCAGAAGGCGGAGAUCCACAAGAGGGUCCACACAGGGGUGAAAUCCUUCAGCUGUACCCAGUGUCAUAUGCGCUUUGCCCAGUGCGGCAACCUGAAGAGGCACCAGAGGGUCCACACAGGGGAGAAACCCUUCAGCUGUACCCAAUGUCAAAUGCGCUUUGCCCAGGCUGGCCACUUGAAGCGGCACCAGAGGGUCCACACAGGGGAGAAACCCUACAGCUGCCCCCAGUGUGAGAAGAGGUUCUCCCACCAGCACCAUCUGAAGAUGCACCUGAAUGUCCAUACGGGAGAGAGGCCAUUCAGAGAGUAACUACCUUAGGAUACACCAGCAGAAAAAACAUUCCACUCUGUAACAUAGAAAGUAACCAUUCCACUCUAUAGCUUCUGAUGUUUAGAUACAAUUUAAAGAGAAAGAUGAAUUUUCAUUGUUGUCAGCAUACAAAUAUCCAGAGAUGCAUUAGGAAUAACGAGAGUAACAGAUUUCAGUGUAGAAUGUUCCUGCGUAGAAUAUUGCAUCCAGGCAUUGUGUGAUUUAUAAGGCAUAUAGAAGCCUAAAAAGUCUGUUACAAAUUGUGUUUGUACUCUGUAGGCAAUAUGAUGUUCACAAAUGUCUAUUUCAUUACUUACAUUUAACUACUUUAUUAUUUUAACAAAUAAGUUUUAAAUACACCAUAUGAAAACCACAGACACAUCUCAAUCAGCAUGAUAAUGUGAUAAACUGGGGGAAAAAUGUACACAAAAUGGGACUUUUAAUUCUAAGACUUUCAUUGAGACUGUCUUUAGUAUAUAUUACAUCUGAUCUUACCCUAUUCUGCAUACACCCCCAGCGCUUUAAAACCAAUGUGAUGGGGUCAUUGCUGCCGGCUCACCUUCCAGUCACCACAAUCGCUAGUCCUUCCUCCUUCAAGGCACUCCGAAUCAGAAUCACCUUUAUUCGCCAAAUACAUUUGCAUGUACAGGAAUUAUGGAAGCCCUGAAACCCAAGCUGAAAAAAAUAUAUUAAAAUUUGACUCUU